This is a messenger RNA of Aspergillus saccharolyticus JOP 1030-1, 1758 nucleotides long. RefSeq names its product non-structural maintenance of chromosomes element 4 family protein. Lineage: Eukaryota; Fungi; Ascomycota; Eurotiomycetes; Eurotiales; Aspergillaceae. The record is from RefSeq and is a predicted model, not a curated record. The coding region runs from base 257 to 1573 and encodes 438 amino acids. Gene Ontology annotation, biological process: DNA repair. The transcript is spliced from 3 exons. Gene Ontology annotation, cellular component: nucleus; Smc5-Smc6 complex.
GCAUCUAAAAGUCUGGAGGGAUUGUACGCUUGCAUCGCAUUCUAACUCAAUAUGUGCUUGGGAAAUAAUUGUCCCACGAUCUGCUUCACUGAGUGCUGACUUAACAGCUCGCCAUUUAUAGUCCUUUGUCUUCUUUAUUCCUCACGCGCUUGUCAUCCCACCAACAGCCCACCUGGCUGUUUGGUAGUUGCUCGCGCUUCUUUGUCUGCUCCUCGGCGCGCUUAGUUUGUCGCAUACCCUGUCCACCCUUCAAGAGAUGGCACGCCAUCCUCCUCCUGACCGAACCUCGACUCAGGCACUUUCACCUGAGCCAUCCUCCGAGAAAGAAAACCGGCCAGCAUCAGCCAGUAAUACCAAGCGGGUUCAGAUCCAAGCCAUGCCCAGCAGCGCCGCUAGAAAGCGACAACGAUUGUCCACCCGGGGCACCAACACACAAGCAAGCCAAUCUCAGGGAUCACGUUCUCAGCAGACCCGCGCUACGGACUAUUACGACCCAGAUCAAGAUGAAGCCGAACGACGGAGAAUCCGUAAAGGUCUGAGAGACCUGACGCGGGACCUCAACGACUCCCGCAGUGAGUUCAUGCAGGCUGGAAACAGUGGUAUUCGUUCCACUAUAGAAAAGGCCAACGAGUUGUUUCGGGGCGUCAAGCAGACCUCGGAUGCAACCAUCGAUUCCAGACUACUAGUCAGCGCAGCGGAUCUUGGAUAUAAGAAGACCGCACAAUUAGUUCUGGGCGACGCCAGUGCAGGCAUUGACGUUGACGAGUUUGUCUCGAAGUGUAUCACCUUCAUGCGUCAGGCCCCUGCGGAAACCCAGAGCACAGUCCCCAGUAGCACACAACAUCGUCGCGCCGCCUGGCCAACUGAGGACGAUGACGAAGAUAAUGGAGAUGCGUUGAACUGGGAUUGGCUCGGACGCGCUGCGUCCUUCUGCAGCAACUCCCGGCCCUCGGUUCCUGGCUUCCUUCUCGGCCCGCUUUCGGUGCAGAAAAGAACCCGUCAGCAGGCCGUACGGAGGGUCAGAGAGCGCAUCGAUCCCAGCCGGGCGGUCGCACCGCAGGACCUCCAGGACAAGGACCUUGACAGGCAGGAGACAUCCAAUUUGACUACCAUGUGUGGCAGUAUCAAUAAAUUACUGGCGAAGACACAGAAUAAUGGCCAAGACACUGUUGAGAGACAAUUGUCCGAACUCCAGGCCGAGCCGUCGCAAGAAAUGCUACAAAGAGUGAUGGCAGAAAAUAAUGUGGCUGACGAUGGUGGUGUUCCCUUGUUCCGCUUCUGCAUCAACCCGAAGUCCUUUGGGCAAAGUGUGGAGAAUCUGUUCUACGUAAGCUUUCUAGUUCGCGAUGGCUUGAUUGGUAUCUCAGUGGAUAGUAGAGGGUUACCCACGUUACAUGCUGCGAAGCCACAUGCGCCCAGCGAAGCUCAAAAGAAGGGAGUCCAAAAGCAUCAGGCUAUUUUCACAUUGGACUUUGAGACCUGGCAUGCUCUGAUUGAGGCAUAUGCAAUCGAUGAAUGCAUUAUUCCUCACCGCGAGGAAGAAGCCCAGCCAACAGCGCAGACCUGGCGAUAGUCAUGUCUCGAGAAACGAUGCUGGACUGACUGACUGACUGUGAUGACCUUUUUCUACCCAUGUAUCAGGCGUAUGGUUGCGUUGCUUGUUGAUGAGGAUACCCCUUUGUUGCAGAAGGCGAGAGAUUUACUGUAUAUUUGGCGGAGUUCCAUUCGGUGUAGAAAAUUAUUACAAACAACUUGCGG